Messenger RNA from Pneumocystis jirovecii RU7, 498 nucleotides. RefSeq names its product signal peptidase I. The record is from RefSeq and is a predicted model, not a curated record. Gene Ontology annotation, molecular function: serine-type endopeptidase activity. Gene Ontology annotation, cellular component: membrane; mitochondrial inner membrane peptidase complex. Lineage: Eukaryota; Fungi; Ascomycota; Pneumocystomycetes; Pneumocystales; Pneumocystaceae. The transcript is spliced from 3 exons. Bases 1 to 498 code for a protein of 165 amino acids.
AUGGGGUUCAUUAAACGUUUUCAACCAAUAAAAAAUAUGAUGAUUUGUAUUCAAAUGUUAGCAUUGAUUGAUGUGAUAAACGAGAAAAUUUUUGAAAUAUAUCCUUGUUCUGGACCAUCAAUGUUACCAACACUAAAUGCUCACGGAGAUCUGUUGGGAGUUGAUAAAUGGCAUGGAAAGAAUGGACGAGGAUGUCGAGCAGGAGAUAUUAUCGUUGCAAUUAAGCCAGGGACGACAAAUAUCCGAAUUGCAAAACGGAUUAUAGGAAUGCCAGGUGAUGUUAUUUGUAAAGAUCCUUUAAUGAGUCGUGCCGAAUUUAUUAAGGUCCCAGAGGGCCAUGUGUGGGUAAUGGGUGACAAUUUGCUUCAUUCCUUAGACAGCCGAAACUAUGGUCCUCUUCCUAUGGCACUGAUUAAAGGAAAAGUUGUUUGUAGAGUUUUACCAGAUUUCAAAUGGUUUAAAAAUGAACUUUCUCCGCUUUCUACGACUUUUUCUUAA